CUACCGAUAACCAUUGGGUCCGACGUGGCAUAUGGUCGCACCCCUCCGCGCAGCCCGCAUCGUCGCAAUUGAAGCCCAUGGCCCCAAACCAUGCGCGCACUUCACUAGACGUUCUACAUCCGCACGCCGGGCCCCAGCGCAAGCUUUAGUGAUCCGCGCGCCGCUCGCUCGCUCUCACUGGCAAGACAGCCCCAUCUGCACCUCGACCCCCUCGACCUGCCGGACGCAGCCACGCUGCAAAAGUAAGCAUGGCUUCGUCGUCGGUCGACGCUCAUUCGCAGCCGCGACGGCCGCCUCCAAUGGCCCGCCAGUCGUCCACGUCGUCGCAGCGCUCGCACUCACCCUCGGAAUCCACCCAGCACAAAGCAAAGGGCCCGCGCCAGCACGUCGUCGGCGGCAGCAGUCGCGUGCAGCGCAAUCACUCGGUCGGCAAAAACCUCAACAAGCUCAGUAAGCAGGUCCAGGCGCCUGGCAACGACGGAAACGCCGUGAAGCACCACCGUCGCGUGCACUCUGGCAACUCGACCUCCGCGCCCAGCAGCCCGCGCCCCGGGAUCAAGCGCAAUGCGUCCGCCGGCGCAGUGCUGAGAGUCGGCAAGCACGGCCACACGGUCAGCGGCAUCCGCAAGAACCACUCCAGCGGCCACCUACCGCGGGAGUCCGGCUCGCGACCGGCCCUCAAGGCCUCAAAGAGCGAGAUAGCACCGCCGAAGCGUUCCCUGAUCAAUCCGGGCAAGGCCCGAGAGCCCUCGUCGGACGACGAGCAUCCGACUGUGCAUUUCGACGUAGCAGACGAGGAGGAGGGACAAGACGACGGCUGGACCGAGGAGAGCGCGUCCCAAUCACCCACCACCACAAGGUCCAACACCCGCUCCAACUCUGUAGUGCUGGAUCCGCAUAGGCCGACUGAAGACAGGCCAGCCGAUAAAAUGGGAGGCAUAUCACGGGCAGAGGCAAGUAGCCAGCAGGCCUCGGUUGCAUCCAGCAUGUCUACUCGGGCUCUACCAGACCGAACGCAGCAACAACCACGCUCGGCGAACGGCAGCAGCUCUCACCAUCAUUCACACUCCCGGCCGGCCGAUGCAGACAUGAUUACCUCGCGGUUACUGCAACGAAGUUCUCACCACAACCCUGCACCGCAAAUGUCCGCCAUUGCUGCGACUGUGGUAUCGAACCACCACGAGCCGCGCGAGUUGAGUCAGAGCGCAGGCUCGACGUUGGUGGACACCCCAGGGAGGGAGCUCGUUUCGCGUUUCAUUGAUGGUGAUGGGUCGGCCGGCACGCCAAACAGCAGCUUUUUGCCGUCGCGAAACACCCCACAAACAUCGGGUUCAGGCAACGGGAACCUCAAGAGAAACAGGUCCAUGCCUGAUGUUGCAGAUGAAGAGACACCAACGCGAACCCCACGCAGAUCCGGCACUAGCACACCCACAGACCUGCCGCCGUCACGAACACAGCAGAAGCUAAUGCUCCAGCGUGCAUCCUCGGCCAUUGAGCCGCAAAAGCUGAUACCUUCAAUCUUACCGAGGACGGGUGGACCCACACCUCUCUACACGGGGAUGACUUACACUACCAACGGCGAAGGUCGUUUAGAUCCUCGUCUGCAACAGCAGUUUAACCACGUUUCCGUGGAAUACAACGUGGUGCGAAGGUACCGCAAUCCGCUUGUUGAAGCCAUUGUCCGGAUUGAACAGAUGCCCGGGACACCACGCAAGUCUCGCGUGCCGAAGUCGGCCAGCACAAAUGGGUUCUCGAGUGUGCACGGCAGUAGCAGCCUGAGCACGAGUCACAACGAUGAAGUAGACGACUUAGGCAGCCGGAGGUCGCGAGUCAGCUUUGAAAACGGCCGCAACAGUCGUGAGGAAGGCGAUGUCGAAGGCAGGCAAAGCUUCGAGAGUGACAACGGCAGGAUCCGUAACGAAGUAGAAGAACUGUGUCGACGGCUGUGGGAAAGCAGCGAGGCUGCAGAGCACGACUGAGCGGCACACACGUGGCGAGGUACGACGGUCACCGACAAAGUGAGUUGUCUUUCGCAUCACCUAAUGGAUUGCCCUUUUCGUAUUCUUGCGUGCGCCUAUUGUCGGCGUUCCUCAGGCGCAUGGUAUGGCAUAUUGUGGAUCAUGAGUUGGGCAGCAGGAUGGAGGCUGUGGAUACUGGAUUGCCACGGCGCAUUCCAGGCCAGCUCGGCACACAACAUUCUGGACGCAUUGUAUCAUAUUCGCUACAACGGCCAACCACUCUAAAGGGCCUAGCAUAGAAACAGCGCGCGCGUGCAGUGCUCUCCUCGAGCGGCGCUCAUGUCGGCGCAUUCACUGGUACGGGUUGAGGCCGCAAUUAAGGGCCGGGGAUUGGGGUAUAGCCAAUGAAAUGAAGAACAAGGCCGGUUCAAC
Molecule: messenger RNA, 2390 nt
Organism: Paraphaeosphaeria sporulosa
Lineage: Eukaryota; Fungi; Ascomycota; Dothideomycetes; Pleosporales; Didymosphaeriaceae
Exons: 1
Coding region: 249-1979 (576 amino acids)
Cellular component (GO): TORC1 complex; fungal-type vacuole membrane
Source: RefSeq, a predicted model, not a curated record